Messenger RNA from Uloborus diversus, 3969 nucleotides. RefSeq lists its product as uncharacterized. Lineage: Eukaryota; Metazoa; Arthropoda; Arachnida; Araneae; Uloboridae. The transcript is spliced from 9 exons. The coding region runs from base 1 to 3969 and encodes 1322 amino acids. The record is from RefSeq and is a predicted model, not a curated record. Gene Ontology annotation, molecular function: histone binding.
AUGGCUGAAAAUUAUGAGGUGAUCACUCUAUCUUCAUCUGAUGAAGAUUCUGAUCCACAGGUCAUUUUGCCUAGUACUGCUUCAUCUUCAACUUCUUCUGUGACAACCAAAAUAAAAAGUGAAGUUGGAAAUGCUAAAGUGUCUGAUAGCAGAAUUGUGAUUCCUGCAUACUCUGUGUCUGCAAAUUCAAAGCUUCAAGUGCUAGAUGUAACAAAAUCUUCACUGAAAAAAAAUCACCUGAAUGAGAAUCUUGUUAAGCCGCCAGGUCCUUCUUUUAACGGAAGUUAUGGAAAAACAUUAACAGAUAAUAAAAAUCCUUCGUUCAAAGGCCCAGUUCAAAACACUAUCUGCAAAAGAAGUGCACCUGCAUCUCAUUCCAACUUCACUCAAAAAGUGAACUCUAUAUCCUCAACCGAGACGAGAGAUAGUCGGACUGUAACAUCUGUGAUAAACAAGAACAAUGUAACAUCACAGUCCUCACAGAGCAAAAAUCUUGAUGCUAUUUCAUUAAAACUUUUAAAUAGAAACAAAUCCAAUACAUGCCAAAAAAGUGUUAAAAAGAUUAAUGCAAGAUCCGAGAACAGUAAUGUGUCAAAAGCCUCAUCUGAGAACAGUAAUGUGUCUAAAGCUUCAUCUAGGAACAGUAAUUUGUCUAAAGCUUCAUCUGAGAAUAGUAAUGCGUCAAAAGCUUCAUCUGAGAAUAGUAAUGCGUCAAAAGCUUCAUCUAACCCUGUUUCUUCAAAAAGCAUCCCAUCUGUUCAUCACCAAAGAGAUUUUUCCAAACCAGAGGUAGGGAGCUCAGAUGCCUCUGUGCCUAAUCGGCAUAGUAUCACAAAAGUAUCAGGAAACCCCAAAAAUAAUGUAACUAAGAAUUUUCAAACACUACCGCAUGCUUUGUUAGAUACUCUGAAAAAAGGUGGAAUUAGUGUAGUAAAUGUAGGAAAAAAUCAAGAGUCUAAUGCAUGUGGUAGCAGGAAAAAAGAAACUGUAACUUCCUCCAAAAUUGGUACUUUAGAGUCCAAAGAUGGAUCUCAUAAACUUAUCCACUCUUCUAAAGACAAAAAUUCUUCAUCUAUUACAUAUUCGCUAGCAGACAGUGUUUCUAUAAAGUCAAGCAGUGUAAAGGAAACAAACUCAAAUAAAAAUUUAUUAGACUCGCUUCUACUAAAACAUGAAAUUAAUUCAAGUUGUCAUUCUUUAAGUCAAUUGGGUCAGGUGGAAAUCAUAAGAAAAGACCCUAAUAAGAAACAAUCAACCAUAAAGCCAACGUCUUCUUUUAUGCUUGUUAAUGCAACAAAGUCAAAGAAUGAUGAGUUAUUUAGUGCAAAAUCAGAGUCAAAAACUGUUAUUCCUUUGCCGUAUAAAAAGUUGGAAUUUUCUACUAUAACUUCAAACAGCUCUAAAUCAAAUGAAAAAGAUUGCAAACCUAAAGAUCAAGCCUUUGAAAAGAACACUUCUUCAAAUUUGCCAAAAGUUAUCUUACUUAAUUCAACGGAGAACAGAGCAGAAAUUUCUUCUGAUAGAAAAGGUUGCAAUUUAGUUGGUAAAAGCUCAAUUCCUAGUUCAGAGCAGUCAAACUCUGACUUGAUCAGAGACUUGGAGGAAAAAAGUGACAUUAAAAACAUCUCAGAUGUUAAAAGUGGCCUGAAAAGUACCAAGCAUAGUACAGAUUCAAGUUCCAUAGAUGUAGAAAUGUUAGAUUUGAGCAGUAAAAAGAUUGAAAGCAAAAUCCCUGAUACAUUCUCAUCCGAGCGCAAGGCAAAUCCUGUCCAUAAUUUGGAUUUCAAGCUGGAAGACCCCUGCAAUAAAUCAUUAGUCACCAAUAAAAUGGAUGAGGUAGAAAGAAGUUCAGAUGCUGGUGAAAAAUUAAUGGAUAGGAAUUCUGAAAUGCUUUUAGAAUACUGUGCAUCAGUCAUGAAAGAAACAGAAGAGGAAAAAGCUAAGAUAAUGAAAAAAAUUUGCCAUAGGUUUGAAUCAACGCAAGUUGAAUAUCUAUCAAGUUAUGAAUUCAGUGCAUUGGUGAAAACUACAAAGAAGGACAUUGAAAAAAAUUCUGAGAGCUUAUUUAUCCCGCUCAAUUGUUUAGUCCAAGAACUGAAAGCACAUAAAAGGAGGAAAUCUUCAGAACCAAAAGCAAUUCAAAUUGAAGAUGCUUCCCGGGAAAGUGUUUCUACGAAAGACAGUGUUUCUAGCCAUCUUGCCGUCAAAGGUAAUAAUGUACAAACCAUCCUAGAUAGUGUGGAAAGUGAUGAUUUUUCUCUCUCUAAUGCCUUUGUAAACUUCUCUAACUCUGCCAGUUGUUUGGAUGCAUCAAACUCUUCUGAUUUCUUUAAUAUAUCUGCCUUGCCUGUAGUUUCUGACUCAUCUCCUAUGUCUGUCUGGCCUGAGACUUCUUGUUCUUACAGUGCUAGAGCAAUGUCCAAAAUAUCUAGUUCCUGUGGUGCUCCUGAUUUGAUGAACUCUUCUAACUUUCCGUCUAGCUCUGAACUUAAAUCUUCUGUUUCAUCUGGUGAAGUUCCUUCUCUCUCAUCAGAACUUAAUGAUUUAUUAUUUGCCUGUAAAGAUCAUGCUAAGAAUGUUUAUAAUGAAAAGUAUUCUAAAACUCCUUUUUGCGUUCAAGACGAUAGGGCGAAGAACUCGAAAGAACGUUUGGAGAAACAUGCCGAAAGAUUAGAAAAACUGCUUGAGAAAUAUGACAGAGAAAUUAAAAAACUCCAGCAAAGAGAACUGUCGUUAGAGGACUUAGAUGAAGAAGAUUCUACUUACUUGUUGGAAGAUAGGUAUAAAAGGAAGUUCAUGAAGAUUUGGGCGGAGUUGUGUAAAGUGAAAAAACGUUCUGUUUUAGCUGGAAGGCAGAUGGAAAGGAGAUUUUGUUAUGAAGGUACCAGAUUCACAUCUAUCAACCUAGCAAUUGAAAGGAAGAUAAAUAAACAAAAAUCUACUGAGAAAUUCCCCAAUUACAUUGAAAUCUUAGCGAUAGUAAAAGAUGUAAAUGAUAGAGAGAAUCUAGGAUUAAAUGAAGGCUAUGUAACUGAUUUAGCGAAGAACGUGUUCAAAGAUGUAGGAUGUGAACUGAAAAAGAGGAGGCAGUAUGAUGAUGAGGAGCUAUUAAAUGGCUAUCUUCCUGAAAAUUUCAACCUCAAUGAAGAUCCUGCAGAACAAGAUCAAGCUCUUAGAACUAAGCUGGAAGAAAGUGCUGAAUUAGGCUCCAAACGAAUAGCUCAAGUCAUUGAUGAAUAUGCAGAAAAACAACACCUUCUACCUGAGGAUGGUGAAGAAAAUAUGGAUGUUGGUGAAGAUGAUGAUGAUUCAGAAGAGGAUGGUGAUAAUUUGGAUGAAGCAGAACAUUUUAUUGAAGAUGAGGAUAUUCAGAAGGAAGAUAAACCUGUAGAAGAAGAAAAAAAUUACUUUUCACAGAAGAAGGAAAGUAGUGCUGAUGUAGAAAAAGAUGAUGAUUUUAUGGAAAGUAAAGGAAAGAAAGACACUAUAGUAGAAAAGAAAGAAGAUACCAGUUUAAGAACGACUGCAGAUAAGUGUGUUAAAGAAGUAAUUGAGAGUGAUGACUUACCUGUAACUGAUUGUGAUUCGAAAUCUAGCGAAGACAUUGUUAUUUUGUCAAAAGUUUCUGGAGUGAAAAGUGACGACACUCAUGACUCAUGUCCACCUACACCUGAAUUUCCUUUACUUGAAGCAGCAAGCACAUUAGAAAAAAGUUCUAAGCCUAGUGAAGAUAUUAUUUUGUCAAAAGUUCCUGAAAUGAAAAAUGAACAUACACAAGACUUGUCCCCACCUACCCCUGAAGUUCCUGUACCUGAAGCAGAAAGCACAUUAGAAAACAGUAAAAAUCUGAAUCCAAUUCUAAUAGAUGGUACGGAUUAUAUAUGUGAAGAUGUGAUAAGUAUCGGAUCAGAUAAUGAUGAUUCCUCGGAGUUACCUUCUUUGAGUGAAUUGUUAAGAAAAAAUUCUUGA